This is a messenger RNA of Penicillium egyptiacum, 1203 nucleotides long. Lineage: Eukaryota; Fungi; Ascomycota; Eurotiomycetes; Eurotiales; Aspergillaceae. The record is from the annotation of a GenBank genome assembly.
AUGGCCAAACGCACGCUCGACGCAUUCUUCAGACCAUCAAGCGCAGCUCCGAAACGUCCUAAGACCGAACCCAUCGAAUCUAACACCGCAACCGCAAUCUCACCCCCAGAGCCAAACGAUACCUCAAUCGAAGACACCAACCCACCAAGCCAACACCCGAGCUACCCAAUCCCAAUCGCCCAACUCCCCUCCCACAUCGAAGUAGGCUUAGAACACGCAACGCCAGCAAUCGCACCCCGCGAAAUCAGCAACCGACCACACCUCGACCUCCUUCACUUUCAGCCAUACAUCCCGCGCCCAACAGCAAACGAGCUAUUCGAAUUCCUCCGUCGCGAACUCCCCUUCUACCGCGUCCAAUACACAGCACGCCGCGGCGACACCAAAACGCAAAUCAACACACCGCGAUGGACAACAGUCUUCGGAGUCGAUGAGACGUCGACAUUCAUUCAAGAACAAGGCGACGACCCCAGCAGCCUCGUUCUAGUAGAAACAAAGACCAAAACCCCAACCCCGAAAACAAAAUACCAGUGCACGCCGCGCCCAAUCCCAGCUUGUCUCGAUUUCCUACGGAGACAAGUCGAAGCCGCGAAUGCGACCGCAAACGCGGAUAAUAAAAACCCUGGCUACAAUUUCUGCCUGGUAAAUUACUACGCCAGCGGAGACGACAGUAUCGCGUACCACUCCGAUGACGAGCGCUUCCUCGGAUCCGAGCCGAAUAUCGCCUCGCUCUCGCUGGGCGGCGAGCGGGAUUUUCUAAUGAAGCAUAAGCCUUUCGUAUCCGGGGAAAUUGUGGACCGGACGGCCGGUGAAUGCGUGCUUAGUGCUGCGCGCGCAAUGUCCGGGCCUGGUAGUACCAGUGCGACGUGGCGGAGUUGCACGGAUUCGGUUGGGACGUUGAAUACCGUCUCAUCUCCCGGUUCUAGGCCUGCUGCUACGGUGCCACUGCAGCAGAUCAAGAUCAGUCUUGGGUCAGGCGAUAUGGUUGUUAUGCGCGGGGCGACACAGUCGAAUUGGUUGCAUAGUAUUCCUAAGCGGAAGGGGAAGGCUUGGGAGGCGACGAGAGGACGGAUUAACGUCACCUUUCGGCGGGCUGUUGUUCCUGGCGGGACGAAUAAUUAUUAUCACUAUAAUGUCGGUAGUGGGGGGAUGUAUCGGUGGGAUGAGGUCGCCAGGGAGAUGGUUCUCCGGGAUAACAAUGUAUAG